Messenger RNA from Diversispora eburnea, 843 nucleotides. The record is from the annotation of a GenBank genome assembly. NCBI's taxonomy places the organism in Eukaryota, Fungi, Glomeromycota, Glomeromycetes, Diversisporales, Diversisporaceae.
AUGUCAAUGUGCAAAGCAGAAUUUACUUAUUUAGAAUCACAAUAUCGGGAAAGAUUUUUACUCGCUGCAUUCAAGUGUUGGAAAGUUAUUUUAAGAAUUUAUACAAAUACAACUGAAUUAUCUCGUAUAUGUUCAAAUGCUGUAAUUGAAACGGGAAUUGUAUCCAAUGAUUUAAAUGAUUUAAAUGAUUCAAAUGAUCGAAAUGAUGAUUCUUCUAAUUCUUCUUAUGGAGAUAAAAAUGAUGUUGAUGUUCCUAUUUCUGUUGAGUCAAUUUAUCGUGUUGAAUCUAAAGAUUGUGAUCUUGAUGAAGUCACACAAACAAUUCUUUAUAAGAAAAAAUUUCCAGAAAAUGGAUCACCUAGGACACCAGCAGCAUUUGUUUUGCAUCAUUGCCUUAAUAAAAUUAUUUUGCAAAAUCGUUACGGUGAACAAUGGACCAAAAUCGGUUUCCAAGGAAAAGAUCCUUCAACAGAUUUUCGUGGAAUGGGAAUGCUUGCUCUAGAUGAUUUGGUUUACUAUGCUAAAAAUCAUCCUAAAUCAGCACGUCAUGCAUUAAGGAUUAAUAUUACAUUCUUUGCUGUUCAGAUUCUUAGAACUAGACAAUUACAAUAUUUUUUAUUUAAAUAUAAAAUUAGUAAAGAUGUUUAUCAUGAAUUUUUCUGUUAUCUAUUUCAUUCAUUUAAUGAAUAUUGGACUUCAAGAGAACCAGCGAUAAGUAUUAUGGAUUUUGAAAGAGUUUUUGAUCAAUUCAAAAAAAAUAUUAUUAGAGAAUUAUCAGAAAGAAAACUUAUGGUAUUAAAUGAAUCUAAAGAAAUUUUUUCUCCUGUAAAGAAAGAAAAUUAA